AAGCGUCUUGGGAAAGCGAGGGAGGGAGGUGAGGAGGAGGAGGGGGGUCCUCCUCAUGAGAGAUGAGAGAAGGCUGCUGAGCGCGCGCAGCACUCUCCGCCGUGCGUCAAGCCACAAGCGUGCGAAGCACCGAUCCGUUCCGAGCCAAACCGAGCCGAGCCUGUGCCUGGGCCACCACCACCACCCCCACUUCCCCCACGCCUCCUCCACCACCAUCACCGCCACGCGCGCCGCGUUCUGUGGCGAUGGAGCCGUAGAAAACCCGCCGCACUGAUCCGCCCGAACACCGAGCUGCCAUGGAGGAGAAGCGCGCGCAGGCUGGAGUCUAGACCGCACUCAGAUCAACAGAUCCACCAGUCCGGACUACUUUCUGCGAGAUCCGCCAGCUCCACCAGCAGAAGCACUUUUAAAAUUUUUAAAUUKUAUUAUUAUUUCACGUUUUGAUCGGAACAUCGCGCAGAACCAGGAUGUGGAGACAGACGGAGGCGAGCGUGUUCCCGGGAUGCUGGAGACAAAUGCUGCUGUGGUGCGUCCUGGCUCUGCACCUCAUCCCUCUGCCCGUGCACGGAACUCUGGUUGGGAACAAUGCYACUGAGCCAGAGAGCAAAGUCAACAUCACCUCUCCGUUUAUCCAGGAGGAUGUGCCGGAACAGGUCAGCGAAGCCAUCACCAYGGUGACCGGGACGAGCAGCUCCGCCACUUCCGAGCCGAUCAGCGCCGUGACCCAGAGGGCGGGCCGGGCGCCGCGCCAAGACAGGGAGGACGAUCAGAGCAGCGGCAUGUUCGGCGAAGCGCCGGUCCCCACGGUGGAGGAGGCGAGCGUGGCGCCGCCGCCCCAGAUCAGUUCCGAUUCGGCGGAGACGGAGCACCUGUUGCCUGGCAACCCRCAYRUGCCCGACGUKGCRGAGGGCGAGGAGGAGAGGGACGAAGAGGAGGAGCGCCUGCCGCACACUGCCCCGCCCUGGAUCCACGCCAAGGACACUGCCAUGUUUGAUCUGGACCACCUGACUACGACCACUGCCUCCCCGCCCCCCGCCACCACCCACCCAUCCAGCCCGUCUAGCCCCUCCCACCCAGAUGUUCUCCACGUGGACUUCUUCGACCCCGCCUCUCGUGGGCGCACCCUCGACCUGGCCCCUCCCUCUCCGUCAUCUCUGGCCCACGAGCUGCAAGGCGGCGACGCGACUUCCUGGGCGAUGCCGGAGAACUACGACUACAUUACGCCCUAUGAGGACGGCGUGUCCCCCACGGUUGAAGAGUACACCUACAGCACCACGACCGACGCUUACGAGACCGACGAAGACCUUCGGGAAGCCGCGGGGUCUCCAGCUCGCUCCAAGCCCGGGGUCCCCGGGUCUGACUCCUUCUUCCCCGGUUUUGGCAUCCCAGUACCAAGCAUCCGUGGCGUGGCGAACCCCGCCCUCUCGUCUAACGGGUGCAGAGCGGGCUACCAGAUGGUGAAUGGAAGCUGCCGCUCCGCCUGCGACAUGCAGCCCAACUAUUGCUUCAAUGGAGGACAGUGUUACCAGCUGGGUGGAGAUGAAAUGUUCUGCAGAUGCAAYGUCCAGGAUUACAUCUGGCACAAGGGCGCUCGCUGCGAGUCGGUGGUGACCGAGUUCCAGGUGAUGUGUCUGGCCGUGGGCGCCUCGGCCCUGGUGGUCCUGCUGCUCUUCAUGAUCAUCGUCUGCUUCGCCAAGAAGCUCCACGUGCUCAAGACGGAGAACAAAAAAUUGCGCAAGCGCAGCAGUAAGUACCGGCCUUCGUCGGAGCAGCACAAUGAUAAUUUCUCGCUGUCCACCAUCGCUGAGGGCUCCCACCCAAAUGACGAUCCUCAUUCCCAGAACAAGCUGGAGGACCCGGUGAAGGCUCCGCCCAAGGAAGACGACGCCCUCAACAUCCACAACUCUCUGACCCCCAAACACGAGAACCACAAGGUCCUGGGCGAGGAGAACUCCUCGGAGGUAAACUCACUGCAGAACAACAUGAUGUGAAUCAAAAACGAGCAACCUUGACAACACGACACAGAAAGCUACGAGGUGCGCCGGCAACCGGACCCCCCCCUCCUCCCUUGUAAGCCCCACCCCCGUGGUCUGUGUUGCCGAGCGAGCCUAACCGGUCAACCAACCAGCCUGCCAACAAACCAGCCAACCAACUCAGUCUGCAACCGUCUCCGACACGGCACCACUGCCACGAGCGGCCAAAAACCGUACACCGCCGUCCCUGUUCACCCCGCCCCGGCUGAAAGUAACCCCACCCCCUACCCGCCUCACCCUACAGCUUCCUCAAAAUUCACCGCGCCCCCUGUUUUGAAGCCCCGCCCUUCUCGUUGCUGUCACUCUGCUCUGUCUUUUUCUUUUAUCACCUGAACACAUUCACACACAAACAUGACACACAUACACAUACAGUGAAAAGAUGAACACGCUUAAAUGUCAAUGCACACACGCACACACACACACACGCACACACACACACCUCCCCCUUCCCUGCCUGCAUUGGUGUAUUUUGUAAAAAGAAAGAAAUCAUACAGAAAUUUAAAACGUGCGUAAAAAGUUGUUGUAAAAGAAGAAGAAAAAAAGAUAAUGCUACUGAGAGGUUUCGAUGUUUGUCUGACUAAUCCAGUGAGUAUGUAUAAAUAUUGGGAAAAAAAAUUGUUUUGCUUGGAUUCAUUUAAAAGAAGCAACACAAUGUGUCUUGGUUUUGAUUGAUGUGGUUUCUAAUCCUUUGAUGUACUUGUUUUUUUUUUUUUUUGUACUUUUUUGGAACUUCAGACAAAGAAUAAACAAAUGAAAUUCA
Austrofundulus limnaeus is the source of this 2793-nucleotide messenger RNA. RefSeq names its product chondroitin sulfate proteoglycan 5a (gene cspg5a). Lineage: Eukaryota; Metazoa; Chordata; Actinopteri; Cyprinodontiformes; Rivulidae. Gene Ontology annotation, biological process: cell projection morphogenesis. Gene Ontology annotation, cellular component: synapse. The record is from RefSeq and is a predicted model, not a curated record.